GUUUCAACACAACAAGAUCUAUACCUACAUCGGCGAAGUGCUGGUCUCGGUGAAUCCUUACAAGAACCUGGACAUCUAUGGCGCGCAGCACAUGGCCCAGUACAGGGGGAGGGAGAUGUUUGAAGUGCAGCCGCAUGUGUAUGCAGUGGCCGAUGCCUGCCAGAGGGUCUUGCGGCAGCAGGGCAAGGAUACGUGCGUAUUGAUAUCUGGGGAGUCUGGCGCCGGGAAGACGGAGGCUUCCAAGUUCAUAAUGAAAUACAUAGCGGCGAACACCACACAGGUGCACAGGGAAUAUAUAGACAGAGUAAAGAACGUUCUAAUUCAAUCGAACUCGAUCUUGGAGACUUUCGGCAACGCGAAGACGACUCGCAACGACAACUCGUCGCGUUUCGGCAAGUACAUGGACAUCCACUUCGACUACAAGGGCGACCCGGUCGGCGGACACAUCAGCAACUAUCUUCUCGAGAAGAGUCGGGUGGUCGGCCUGCAGCCCGGCGAGAGGAACUUCCACGCUUUCUACCAGUUGUUAAGCACGAACAACGCGCAAACGAAGAAUUUCGGUCUAUCGUCAAGCGCGGCGUACAAGAUCCUGGGCAGCGAGAGGACGACGGCGCAGGAUUCUAAACUUUAUUCUGUUACCAACAGUGCCUUUACUGCUUUGGGCUUCAGCAGCUCUGUCGUCGAGGAGAUAUGGAAUAUCGUAGCUGGAGUUGUACUACUGGGCGAGCUGACGUUCAGCGAGUCUGCGGAGGGGCAGCUGUCGGUGGGCGGGCCGCUGCGUGCGUGCGUGCGCGCGCUGGGCGUGGCGGAGGCGGCGCUGCGCGCGGUGCUGCGCGCGCGCGUGCUGGCGGCGGGCGGCGAGCUCGUCAGCAAGGACCACUCGCUCUCCGACGCGCACUACACGCGCCUCGCGCUCGCCAAGGCCGCCUACGACCGCCUCUUCACAUGGAUUGUGCAGCAGAUCAACAAAGCCAUCGACGUGCCGUCUGGAACGUACAAGAACACGUUGAUAGGCGUGCUCGACAUCUACGGGUUCGAGAUCUUCGAGACGAACAGCUUCGAGCAGUUCUGCAUCAACUACUGCAACGAGAAGCUGCAGCAGCUGUUUAUUGAGCUGGUGCUGAAACAAGAGCAGGAGGAGUACGCUCGCGAGGGUAUCCAAUGGACUCCCAUCAAAUACUUCAACAACAGGAUCAUCUGCGAAUUGAUCGACGCGCCACAUCAGGGCAUCAUCGCCAUCAUGGACGAGGCGUGCCUGAAUCCUACCAAGAUAUCUGACCAGCAGCUGCUGGAAGCGAUGGACAAGCGUCUGAACGGGCACAAACACUACACCUCGCGGCAGCUCUGCCCCACCGACAAGAAGUUGAAGCACGGCGUAGACUUCAGAAUCAC
Manduca sexta (tobacco hornworm) is the source of this 1392-nucleotide messenger RNA. Its product is annotated as unconventional myosin ID-like. Gene Ontology annotation, cellular component: vesicle; cytoplasm; plasma membrane. Gene Ontology annotation, biological process: vesicle transport along actin filament; actin filament organization. The record is from RefSeq and is a predicted model, not a curated record. NCBI's taxonomy places the organism in Eukaryota, Metazoa, Arthropoda, Insecta, Lepidoptera, Sphingidae. Gene Ontology annotation, molecular function: ATP binding; microfilament motor activity; actin filament binding.